Dreissena polymorpha is the source of this 1138-nucleotide messenger RNA. RefSeq lists its product as uncharacterized. Gene Ontology annotation, molecular function: mannosyltransferase activity. The record is from RefSeq and is a predicted model, not a curated record. Lineage: Eukaryota; Metazoa; Mollusca; Bivalvia; Myida; Dreissenidae. The coding region runs from base 46 to 1020 and encodes 324 amino acids. Gene Ontology annotation, biological process: mannosyl-inositol phosphorylceramide biosynthetic process. The transcript has 4 exons.
UUAAUAGACUUACCUGGUUGAAACAGUACGAAAGCUAUUGAAAUAAUGCGACAUUUAGGAAAUGUAUAUUUGUUCUAUGUUGAGAAAUGGAAGAAAUUAAAUGCGUGCGCUUGUUUGAAGCUUAUCUUUGCAUUUUUUGUUAUUAUUUUUGUGACUUACUUAUUGUCAAUAUUUAGCUACUUGCUUAACGAGUUUGUAUUACAAAGCAAUAUAUACAACACGGAAUGUGACCGCUGUCGUGGCGCAGCUACGGAGUCAUCUCAGAUCGCCAGCUUUCCUCGCCAUAUUCACCAGGUGUACUACCCUCAAGAUGGCAGCAGUGAACUUCCGGUGCGAUUGCAGAAGACGCAGCGAUCAUGUCGAGUGCAGAACCCGGAUUAUGCGUACACGUUAUGGGAUGAACAGCGUGUAUUAAAACUGAUCAACGAAGACUACCCGGAGCUAUUGAACCUCUAUCUUAGCUAUGAGAAAUGGAUAUGGAGGGUGGACAUGGCACGGUAUCUCUUCAUAUAUCACUAUGGAGGCUUCUACUUAGACAUGGACAUGGAAUGCAUACAAGGACUGGAAGCAAUCAGGGAGGGAGCCGAGCAGAAUCGAAGUAGCGUCGUCGUUCGGAUGACCGACCCCGUUGGCUUCUCCAACGAUUUCUUCGCCGCCACGCCGCGUCACCCAUUUAUGUGGAGUGUCGUGACGGCACUUCCGCAUGCCAAGCGGUGGUUCGUCUUCCCUUACGCCACCAACAUGUUCUCCAUAGGAACGAUGUUUUUCUGGGGCCGGUAUUUGAACUACCCUCGAAAGUCCGAGUUCUACAUUCUGCCUCACUACCGUGACUAUAUUGUGCACUACCACGACAGCUCCUGGCACCACUGGGACGGGAAGGUGGUCUGGUACUUCUUCAAUCACGCGUUUCUGUUCUGGACACUUCUAGCCAUAAUAUUUAUAUGUAUCGUUGUUAUUUACAGAUAUUUUCUUAAAGUAGAGUCUACUAUAAACGUGGUGAAGAGUUUAAGUCAUGUGUGAUCCAAUGCUUGUACUUGUGCUGAAUGAUUGGCAUCGGUGUUGUAUAUACACGCGAUUGAGUGUUAUAAUGCAUGUAUGUGUCUCAGUCUAUUACACAAAUCAUUAUUAUAACUGUCAA